This is a messenger RNA of Cylicostephanus goldi, 1341 nucleotides long. The record is from the annotation of a GenBank genome assembly. Lineage: Eukaryota; Metazoa; Nematoda; Chromadorea; Rhabditida; Strongylidae.
AUGGAAUCACUCGACAAAAGACAUGAAAUUGUCAAGAGAUCGGAAAUCAUAUGCGAAAUGAAGGGCAUUAUUGCGGAUAAUCCAGAUCUUCUUAAAAUCACAUGGUUGCGUGAGACUCUUACUACGCGAUUGAAAGCAGUGGAGAACGAGGUUCGACGAUCUGCCGCAGAUGACAUGCGCAGAGGACUUAUAAGCUUGAAUGCUUCGCUAGUGGCAUCUGCCAUCAGAGCAUUGACCAAUCUGGGCGUUCUUGAAGCCGAGCUAGAGGUGCAGCUAUCAGCAUCGGCUACUGAGAUAGAUGCAAAGAUUGUAGAGCUAUCUUCGAACCCUGAAAAUAGUGCUCGGCUUCUCCCGCAAUACAUCAACCACAUCCACUCCCAGCUUGAGCAAUGCGCAUUAUUAGGUAAGCCUCAACUUAUGAAGUUUGUUGAAAAAUUAGCUCGAAUUAUUAGAGCUCGGGUUCCAUUGGAUGCUCCCUUCUCGUUGAGAUUUGUGCAGCAAAUGAGCCGUGUGCUCAAUUCUCGACCCGAAUGUUCUGCACCGUUAUUCGAAUCACUCCGCCCAUUAAAGAACUCCAUACUUAGUCAUUCCUUGGCACGACUACAUCAGAUUGUGGAGCAGCAUGACUUUGCCACCGUUCAGAACAGCGUCUUCGUUGAUAUGCAGCAUGACUUCGCCACCGUACAGAAUAGUGUCUUCGUUGAUAUGGUUUGUGGUCUCGGAGAAGUUUUGGAAAUAUUCUGUAUUGAAUUGGUAUCUGCUAUCCAAGAAGAAAUGAAGCGCCUAGAAUGGGACAUGGAACUGCGCGCGGAGAUGCAGAGAAAUGCGCAGAAAUGCUUGGACAUGGUAGCGAAACGACUUGAAUCUGAAGUCAAACUUGACUCAGAAAAUUUGCUUCUUGGUCAGCGAUGUUUUCGAAAGUUUCAUCUUCAAAAUGGUGAUCGUCUGAGAAGUGACCAACUGAAGAAUUAUCGUCUACUCGAAAUUGCGAAUAAUCUUGCUGUGAAAUUCCCAGCACAAGCGAAAUCGCUGCUCUCAUUCGAACAAGAGUCUCUCUCUCAGAUCAUGGAGGCUAUUCAUGGAAGCAUUUCCACAAUCAUCACAACUAUGCACCGAGAUAUGAAAGGUGGUAAGGCUGUGUCGCCUUAUAUGCAGGAGCUCAUAGCCUAUAUCGGACGCAUUGCCUUUCAUUUUUCUCAUUUUCCUGCCACAAUUCGACAUACUUCUGCACUGUCAUCAAUCUCUGACUACAUAAUUCAUCUUUUCAUUGUGAAUGCGACCUUGGUCAGACCACUGACAGACUCAGUUCGCGAGCAACUACUCAAUGAUCUGGAAAAGUGA